GCAGCCGCAAAGUGAUUACUGGCAGCGACACAAAACAGGUGACCGGGGCGAUAUUGCAUUGCAGAGAUUACACACACACACACACACACACACACACACACAUACAUACAACUGUAAGCGAUGGCAAGCGGCAAGAUAAUCAUCAUGAAUGACAAACAGUAGCAGCAAUUGUAGGUUGAGUGUUGCAAGCAGCAUUAAGUUUAUUGCGAGGCGACACGGGUUUGACACUGUUAAACUGCGCCUAGAGCAAUCACAGAUACAGCAACAAAAAACAAGAAAUUCAACCAUUAAAGCUUUCAAAGUGCCCAUAGGAGCAAUGAGUGCAACAGUAACAGCAACAACAUUCAGCCAUACUCAAGCAACAACAAUAGCACCGGGCACAGAUAAAGCGAGAGCAAAGGAGUCGACAGCAUGGACGUCAGAGUGGACUUCGUUAUGGCCGUCGAUCCUUUCAGCGAAUGUUGGUUUAUUUACGACGACAACAACAACGGCAGUAGGUGCAGCACAGCAAACAACUGCAAUUGCCGCGCCGACUCCGAUGGAUUUACAAUCAAAGCAAAUGGCAAAGCUGAAACUUGACAGCAGUAAGUGCCGCCAGCGUCAUCAUCAUCAUGACAAGCACAACAAAAACAAAACAACAAACAUCAAUAUCCCCGUUGCGCAACGAACUUUAAGUCGAAAUCAAAAGCAAACCCAACAAGCACAUCAAACACAAAUGCAAUGGCAACGACAUUGUCAAGUGCGCCAACAACAACAGUUAAGCCGUUACUAUCCCAUCCACAUGCCUCAGCAGCAACAGCACAAUUGGCAGCAUUAUCUGUGGCAACGGCAACGCUGCUCAUCGCCGGACUAUGUGUCCUUGUCCGCCCGCCUUCGCUCGAUGCUGAAACAGCAACAACACCUACACCAACAGCAAUGGUUGCGCUUUUGCCUUUUGCUCGUCAUUUGCCUGUCACUGCCCUCUGCAACGAAUACAAAACCUCAGACCUCAGCAACAUCAACAAUAACAACAACAACACGAACAGCACCAGCAGCAGCAACUUUCACAGUAGCAGUAACAACAAAAACAUUAGCAGACGCUAUAACAACUACAGCCACAACCACAACAACAACAACAGCAGCAACAACAAGACCAACACGCGCAACCGACUUAACGAUGAUGCCGCCAGCAAUUGGAAGUGAUGACAACAUCGUGACCAGCAAUAGCAGCAAGUUCUCCCUCACCGCCAACUUCGCUAUCAGAAACGUCAUCAUUCCUUCAACCGCGACAAGCGUAAAUUCCACAACCGCAUCAAAUGCCACAGCAGCAGUAAAGACCGCGUUGCGAACGCUGGAGCGGACAGUGUCAACAACAUUGCCAACAGCAAUGCAAACAUUCACAUCCGUCGCAUUGCUGUCAUCAUCAGAGACAACACGGCCCACAGCCAUUAUAAUAACAACAACAACGUCCAACUUCGAGGAAAGUGAGCUGCAUGCGAAGGCAAUGGCGCCCAUCAGCAGCAGUAGUAGCGUGAAGAAUACGCAAUCGGCGAGUUAUGUGCACUUAGUAAAUGAGUUGUUGCCUGAGGUAAUGGCAGCACCGGCAAUAGCAACAACAACCUUACAAUCGCCAAUAGCAGCAGCAAGAAAUCACUAUAGCAACAAUAAAAUCUUUCGCAAUGCACCUAGCGGGCGCACCGAUUCAUAUAGCAAAAGUCAUUGGCAUAACAAAAUGUCCAACAACUACAAUAACAAUAAAAACGACGGCAGCGAAAAGUUUAUUAGUGGGGGGCGAACGCGUCACCGUGCCAUCCGCUCGCUUAGCAGUGCUGGUGGUGGCGGUGUGAGCGGUAGCGGCGGCAGCGGUAGUAGUUUUGGUGGCAGCAGUCUGGGCGCGGACGGCAGUGGCAGUGGUACUGUAGGCUUUCACAGUUCGGCGGAUGGCAAUGGCAGCAAUCAUAACAGCAUUGAAUGUCCGAGGUUCGAUGAAAAUUCGGCGUGUCCUUGCUACAAAUUCGAAGAUGGCUUAUUUCUCGAGUGUCCCGGUACGACGGCCAUGUCGUUGCGCAGCACACUCGAACGCAUCUCAUCGCCAAUACAUUCAUUAUCUAUUUAUGACUUCGAUCGUUCGGUCACGUCCCUUUCGCAGGAUGUCUUUCAACCAGGUGUCAAUAUAAGGCAUUUGCAAUUUUCACACUCACACCUGGAAACGUUAAAGGAUAACAGUUUGCGGCAUGUACGUGCAUCAUUGGAAUCGCUGAGCAUUGUUAAUGGAAAAUUAACACAGAUACAUAUAUACAAGUCGAAGUAGAAGUAGAUGGAAAUCAGCAAACGGCAGGGAGCGAAUGCCGAAGUAACACAGCCAAAUAGCUAGCCAGUGAAGCGUGUAUGCCGUGUUUAUAUUAUCCAUUGUCGGCUUGUCGUUGAUUGUAACGAGACAGAUAGCAAAACUCAGUUAUGCAAUACAUUUCAGCUAAACCAACACGUUGGCGAUAUGUUGAUGAUAUGUAAACUUUGGUAAAUG
This is a messenger RNA of Rhagoletis zephyria (snowberry fruit fly), 2503 nucleotides long. RefSeq names its product serine-rich adhesin for platelets-like. The record is from RefSeq and is a predicted model, not a curated record. Lineage: Eukaryota; Metazoa; Arthropoda; Insecta; Diptera; Tephritidae.